CUACGCGAGCUCACCCAAAUGCUACCAAACUAUUUAUAACAAACUAGUUUUGCAAAAUUCCAUCUAAAUAACUAAUACUAAUGUAGAAAAUAAGUAAGAUAAGAGAAUUCCUAGUGCGUGUGUAUAGUCCCAUGUCUGGUGCUAUUGAUCGGGCUAAUGGUAUGCCUCAUGACGUCACAAAUAGGUGAAAUUUUCUCAAACCAGUUAUGAACUACUGCGAACUGUCAUGUCUGUGUUAUGGCGUCAAUCUUCCUGAAGACAUUGGGAACAUUUUAGUGAAUAUUUAAGUUUUGAGGACGUUAUUGUGGUAGAAAACUUUAGAAAAUUAUGGUGGGCCGACCGAAUGUCCGCAGACGAAAAAUCAAAUUUCGUACUGACGGCUUCAAGAUAUAAUUUUGGUUAAUGGUUAUUAAUCCUUAGGAUCAUUAUAUAAACAAAGAAAAAAAAACGGAUGGACUAACAAAAACAAGAAAUUUUAUCAUUUAAGAAAAUCAAAUUCCUUACGAAAUAAUGGCUCAAGUGAUUGGUCACAAACGUAGAGGAAUCAGCAGUGGAGAAACUUCAGCUUCAAGUUCGACCUGCCAGAUACCAACACUUCCCGGUGGGGCAACUCCCGGUACCCUCACCGAUGAGUUAGCGGCGCUUUUUGAAUGCCCGGUCUGCUUCGAGAUUGUCCUACCUCCUAUUAUGCAGUGUCAAGUCGGACAUCUCGUUUGUGCAAAUUGUCGUCCGAAAUUGUCUUGUUGUCCGACUUGCCGCGGAACCCUUGGAAAUAUCCGAAACCUAGCGAUGGAGAAGGUCGCCAACAACCUCAUGUUCCCCUGCAAGCAUAAGUCGACCGGGUGCCGCAUGUCUCUGGGACUCAACGAAAAGGCCGAACACGAGGAGAUCUGCGAAUUUCGUCCUUAUAGUUGCCCAUGUCCUGGGGCCUCUUGCUCCUGGCAGGGCCAGUUAGAUAAAGUAAUGGUACAUCUGCAACAUUCCCAUAAAAAUAUAACAACGCUCAACGGCGAAGACAUCGUUUUCCUGGCCACUGAGAUCAACUUGGCCGGGGCUGUCGAUUGGGUGAUGAUGCAGAGUUGUUUCGGCCAUCAUUUUAUGCUAGUGUUGGAAAAACAAGAGAAGAAUGAUGGCCAUACCCAAUUUUUUGCUAUCGUUCAAUUGAUUGGCUCGCGCAAACAGGCUGAACAUUUCGCAUAUAGACUGGAGCUUAACGGAAAUAGACGUCGCCUUAUUUGGGAAGCCAUGCCGAGGUCCAGCCAUGAGGGUGUCGCUUCAGCCAUUAUGGCUUCCGAUUGCUUAGCAUUUGAUAAUUCUAUUGCCCAACACUUUGCUGACAACGGAAAUUUGGGUAUUAAUGUUACCAUUUCUCUAGUAUGUUGAAGAGUUUUCAGUUGGAUUGAUUAUUUUUCAAUGACUAGUAUAUAAUGUUAAUAUACACAUAUCCUAUAACAUAUUAUUGUUCAUUUAGAACUUCUGUUCGUUUAGAUUUGAGUGUGAUAAGAUUAUUUUGUUUCGAUUUUACUUUUUUAAACAACUGUGCUUGAAUAUGGCAUUUUUGUAUUAUAUACCUACCUAUAUAUAUAUUGCUGUGUUUAAUGGAUUUUUUCGGUUCGUUACGAAUAAACUUUUAAUCAAAAAACUACUUCAGUCCAAUAAUUUAUUACCUCACAAUUGGUGAUAUACAAAAAGGUAAGCUCGAAGGUGUUACGUUGCAGCAGGUUAGCCCAACUAAUAAAUUGUGAUAACUAUAUUUCUUCUUAAUAACCACUUAACCAUAACCAUUUCAAGUUAUUUAAAACAAAGAAUGUUUUUAUGUACAUUAUUUUCCACAUUUUGUUAUCUAAUAUUUAGUGUAAAAACCCACCUCUUAUAAGAUUAACUUACCUGUGUUCAAUUUGUGGAAUUCGUUUGCUUAUGGGUUUUAGUUUUAAGUUGUCAUAAGUCGUUAUAGUUGUAUAUUAGUUGAUAAAUUUGUCCUUGUACAUUUAUAAUAUUGGGCACUAUUUAUUUAAUAACUAUUCAACUACUUGUAGUUUAUAUGUUCGAUUAUUUCAGCUUUGCUUAAUGUAAAAUAUGCAAUAAAUUUUGUUUAACUUUGUAA
Messenger RNA from Tribolium madens (black flour beetle), 2104 nucleotides. It is a transcript of the gene sina, whose product is annotated as E3 ubiquitin-protein ligase Siah1. The record is from RefSeq and is a predicted model, not a curated record. The transcript is spliced from 6 exons. Gene Ontology annotation, cellular component: cytoplasm. Bases 511 to 1383 code for a protein of 290 amino acids. Lineage: Eukaryota; Metazoa; Arthropoda; Insecta; Coleoptera; Tenebrionidae. Gene Ontology annotation, molecular function: ubiquitin conjugating enzyme binding; ubiquitin protein ligase activity; zinc ion binding. Gene Ontology annotation, biological process: proteasome-mediated ubiquitin-dependent protein catabolic process; multicellular organism development.